AUGUUGUCUUCACUCCGUCGUAUCGUUCCAACUCUGCCACGUGGCUCUCGAUCACUAACAUCUCAACAAAUUUUCGAUCGUGAGAAGAAAUUCGGAUGCCACAACUACAAACCACUGCCAGUUGCACUUUCGAAAGGAGAAGGUUGCUUUGUAUGGGAUGUUGAAGGCAAGAAAUAUUUCGACUUUUUGGCCGCCUAUUCUGCUGUCAAUCAGGGUCAUUGUCAUCCUAAACUUCUAAAGGUUGUUCAAGAACAAGCUUCCACACUGACUCUCACUUCCCGGGCAUUCUAUAAUAAUGUACUCGGAGAAUAUGAGGAGUAUAUCACAAAACUCUUCAAAUAUGACAAAGUUCUUCCAAUGAACACCGGAGUCGAGGCUUGCGAGUCAGCUGUAAAACUGGCCAGACGGUGGGCAUAUGAUGUAAAAGGAGUCAAAGAGAACGAGGCUGUCGUUGUCUUCGCUGAAAACAACUUCUGGGGACGGUCGAUUGCUGCUAUUUCUGCAUCUACUGAUCCAGAUUCCUAUUCUCGAUUCGGUCCAUUCGUCCCAGGAUUCAAAACCGUUCCAUACAAUAACUUGAAGGCUGUCGAGGAAGCAGUUUCUGACAAGAAUGUCGCUGCUUUCAUGGUUGAGCCAAUUCAAGGAGAAGCCGGAGUCGUUCUUCCAGAUGCUGGAUACUUGAAGGGAGUGUCAGACAUUUGCAAGAAGCACAAUGUACUUUUUAUUACUGACGAAGUUCAAACUGGUCUCGGAAGAACUGGAAAGCUUCUUGCUCAUUACCACGACAACGUUCGACCAGAUAUGGUUGUUCUCGGAAAGGCAUUGUCAGGAGGGUUCUAUCCAGUUUCCGCCGUUCUCUGCGAUGACAACGUGAUGAUGAACAUCAAACCAGGAGAACACGGUUCAACUUACGGGGGAAAUCCAUUGGCUUGCAAAGUAGCCAUUGCUGCUCUUGAGAUCCUUCAAGAUGAAAAGCUCGUUGAAAACUCCGCUAAAAUGGGAGAACUCUUGAUGAACAAACUGAAGACACUUCCAAAGGAUGUCGUUUCUCUCGUAAGAGGAAAAGGACUUUUCUGUGCUAUCGUCAUCAACAGCAAAUAUGAUGCAUGGAAGGUGUGCCUUAAACUGAAAGAGAACGGACUUCUUGCCAAGAACACUCAUGGAGAUAUUAUUCGAUUCGCUCCUCCAUUGUGCAUUAAUAAGGAACAAGUCGAGCAAGCCGCUGAUAUCAUCAUCAACACAAUCACCGAGUUUGCCAAGCAACAUUAA
This is a messenger RNA of Caenorhabditis remanei, 1269 nucleotides long. RefSeq lists its product as uncharacterized. Gene Ontology annotation, molecular function: pyridoxal phosphate binding; L-ornithine transaminase activity; identical protein binding. Bases 1 to 1269 code for a protein of 422 amino acids. The record is from RefSeq and is a predicted model, not a curated record. NCBI's taxonomy places the organism in Eukaryota, Metazoa, Nematoda, Chromadorea, Rhabditida, Rhabditidae. Gene Ontology annotation, cellular component: cytoplasm. The transcript is spliced from 5 exons.